Messenger RNA from Triticum urartu, 3705 nucleotides. RefSeq names its product AAA-type ATPase family protein. Gene Ontology annotation, cellular component: DNA replication factor C complex; DNA polymerase III complex. Gene Ontology annotation, biological process: DNA-templated DNA replication; DNA repair. NCBI's taxonomy places the organism in Eukaryota, Viridiplantae, Streptophyta, Magnoliopsida, Poales, Poaceae. Gene Ontology annotation, molecular function: ATP binding; DNA clamp loader activity; DNA binding. The record is from RefSeq and is a predicted model, not a curated record.
UCAACCUGAGCCCUUUCUUGGCCAUUCUGCCAGUGAGCACGUGACCACACGCUGCCCGUUGCUCCCGCCCUCCAUGUCUCCCUCUCUCUCCUACAGCUGCGCUCUGCGGAGCUAAAGCUAAUUGUACUCGCAGCGUACCAGAGGAGCUCAACCCUGCCUGUUCUUUCUUGCCGUGCGGGUGCGGUCACCGCCGCCGCCGCCGCGCUCCGUGCCGCGUCCGUGAUCUGCCAUCCAGCCGUGCAUGCGCCGAGGCUUCGACCAGGCCCCUGCGGUUCCUGCGACGCUGUUAUAAUGGAAGCAGCCACAUUCAAGGAAACAGCCAGAACUGAACUAUAAUCAGAUAUUGUUGCUGUGUAAUACAGAUUCAAAAUGACUGACAUGAGGCGCCACUCCGUCUCCGUGGAUGUCCCACUGUCAAGAACCCUGGUGCAGCUCAAGCGAGUGAGGUCGCUGCGGGAUCCAGCAACAAACUCUAUGAGCAAGUAUGCAUCUCCUUCUGACAGUAUGAUCUGGGAGACUGCUUCUAGCAAUGGAGCGAUGAUGGAAGGAAGCAGGUCAGCACACCAUCAUUUGAUUGAAGAGGAUGUGGAUUUGGAAGCCGAAGCUACCAUGGGGUCAGAGCGAAGCUUCCGGGCACCAAAUGCAAGAACUGCAUCUUACAGGAAAUCUUCAGUUGUCAGGAUCAGAGGCUUCAACCCACCAAGAAACAAGCAAGUUCAUCGUGUCCGCGGGGAUGGUCACAGGAAAUCGGUGGAUUCUAACCACUCUAAUCAUAGCUCCCUUCGGCAGUUGGCAAACAAUAUAGUAACCAACGUGGUGGAGGAGAAGGAAGAGGAGGAGGUGAAUUCCUAUGAACGGGCACAUCUCGCUUUGCCAGAGAAGAGCGAGGAAGAAGUGAAAAGGCGUUCCAAAUUCAAGGGCAAGUCUUCUGCUGCAAUGAGCCGCGUUGGCAGCCCCUGUAUGUCUGCCAGUGAAGCGCGUUCAGUUGGAUCCAGAAGAAGCACAGUAGGGCAUGGAACUGAGGACACACGAGUUAGGUCGAAUGAUGUUGUAGGAUCAAACUUCAGUGGAUGCGGUAUAAGCUACUGCUGGUCAGGAGCAUCAAAGUACCGCGAUCUUUAUUCCGAUAGUGAUGGUCCAGAGCAACCUCUCCUAUCCCCAGAGGGGACUGAGGUACCGUUCCAAGAGAAUGUACCAUACACCGAGACACCAAGGUGUUUAAGCCAAAAAUUUCGCCCUCGAUCAUUCAGUGAACUGAUUGGCCUCAAUGUGGUUGCUCAGUCCCUCUUGUAUUCCUCUUGCAAAGGAAAGAUUGCUCCAAUGUACUUGUUCCAUGGACCCCGGGGUACAGGCAAGACUUCUACGGCACGCAUUUUUGCUGCUGCCCUAAAUUGCCUCUCUCUCGAAGAGCAAAGGCCAUGUGGGUUCUGUAAAGAGUGUGUCAUUCUCUUCUCUGGGAGGAGCAGGGACGUAAAAGAAAUUGAUGCAGCAAAAAUGGAUCGUUUGGGCCGCGUAAAGGCACUUCUCAAGAGUGCAUCUCUUGUCCCAUACUCGUCACGCUUCAAGGUUUUCAUAGUUGAUGAAUGCCAUCUGUUGCUAGAAGAUGCCUGGUCGGCAAUAGUAAAGAGUCUUGAUGAGCCAUACCGGCAUGCUGUCUACAUUAUGAUUACCUCUGAUCUAGAUAGCUUACCUCGCACUUCCGUCACACAUUGCCAGAAGUUCCAUUUUCCGAAGAUAAAGGUUGCAGAUAUUGUCAACAGGUUGGAGAGAAUCUGCGUAGAUGAAGGGUUAGAAUUUGACCAUGAUGCGUUGCACUUCAUUGCUGCAAAGUCUAAUGGUUCUCUUAGAGAUGCUGAAAUAAUGCUGGAUCAACUUAGUUUGCUUGGGAAGAGGGUCACGAUUUCUCUUGUGCAUGAACUUGUAGGAUUGGUUUCUGAUGAUGAGUUGAUUGAGUUGCUUGAUCUAGCACUGUCAUCGGACACAACCAAUACAGUUAGACGAGCUCGGGAACUUAUGGCGUCGUCAGUUGAUCCCCUGCAGCUGGUCUCUCAGCUGGCAAACCUUAUUAUGGACAUUCUCUCAGGACGAUGCCAAUCUGCGGUAACUGAAGUCAGCAAAAGUUUCUUGGGAAGAUAUGCGUUGGCAGAUGUUGGUAUAGAGAAACUAAGACAUGCACUCAAAAUACUGUCAGAAACUGAAAAACAGUUGAGGACAUCAAGAAAUAAGGCAACUUGGGUUACUGUUGCACUUUUGCAGUUUGGCAGUUCUGAAUCUGACAUAGUAGCAGAAACAAAUGACAUGCAUGCACGCUCAGCAACAGGAUAUACAGAUGACUGGGUAUCCAAGGUAAACUCAAGCUCCAAUUUCUGCGAUGCGUGUAACAGCAAUAAGUCCAACUGUUCCGAGAGACACUGUAGACGGCUUAAGCUUGAAAACAUCUGGAGGAGAGCCACUGGGAAGUGUCAAUCAAGAUCAGCCAGAAGUUUCCUCAAGAAAGAAGGAAUCCUAUCAUCAGUCCAUGUUACCGAAGGUAAUUCAGAGGUGGCUAUAGCUGAAGUUGGAUUUAGUCACCCGGAUCACCUAUCAAGGGCAGAGAAAAUGCAAAGCCUGAUACAAGGAGUACUACAGCACGUUCUUGGGUUCAAUGUGGAGGUCAGAUUCAAACUUGUCCCAUGUGCAGCGAGGAAAGAUGCAAGGUCGAAGAGACACUCAUUCAGUCUGCUUGGCUGCUCGGGGCGAAAGCAAGAGCUGUCAGAUUCCACAGUGACAGAUGAAGAUGAACCUGUGAGGCAUGGAGCAAGAGAAACACCUCUCAAAGGCUACUCCUCUAGUCAGCAGCCGUCGCCAUUCAUCAUGCAACGUGUUGAUUCUAAGCCAACAGUUCAUGGCUCCGAGGACGAUGCCCGGAGCACCUUGACAUCAAACAGAUCCAUGACUGAUGACCUGACAAGGACAUGUAGGUCGGAGACUAACUACUCCAAGGGCGCAAGUGAGCAGGGUCGUUUCGAUAGCAUCCAGGAGCCAGACCUUCAGCCGAAUUGCUUCUCACGAACAUUGAAGCUUCAAAAGAGGUUCUUCUCGUCGGAUGCAGCACACACAAUCUGUUUCAGGAUCCAGCCACACAACAAAAUGGGUUUCCUACCUAAGAAAGAAUUCGAUACAUAUUUUUGCACCUAUGGGCCCUAUGAGCAGUGUCCAAGAUCGAAUUCAAGAGCUACUUACGGUUCAAGAGAUGAGGACUUGUCCAUCAAGACUUCUUCUGGGUUCGGUAACCUGCUCUGCUGGAAGGGCCCUAAACAGUCAAUCUAACAGGUUCCACUACAUUCAGCUUUUUUUAUGGGGCCUUUUGAAUGCAGAAAUGGAUGAUCAAAGAUGACGAACCACAAUCACAUAAAUUCUGGAAACUCAAAAUUUUGCCCGAAGCUAGAGAGUUGGACACCCUUCGGCAGUAAUUUUUAGGGGAGUCUGCGGACACGAUUCAGUCUAAAUGCAUCUGCACCGAGUUAUUGCUAUUUUAAAAACAAAUGAUGAAACUUGUUGUCUGUAGGCUGCAUUUAGUCAGAUUUUUUAGCUAAGCAGAUUUGAUAAGAGACCUGGAGAGGCUGUUUCCACUUAUUGUAUGAAAGAACUAUAAUGCUAGUGAUGAUUUGUACAGCAUGCCGAUGAUACAUCCAAGUUUUCUAAAUUUGAAUACCUUUUGUAGCA